This is a messenger RNA of Dermacentor silvarum, 1224 nucleotides long. RefSeq lists its product as uncharacterized. The record is from RefSeq and is a predicted model, not a curated record. Bases 25 to 1224 code for a protein of 399 amino acids. The transcript has 3 exons. Lineage: Eukaryota; Metazoa; Arthropoda; Arachnida; Ixodida; Ixodidae.
CAUGGCCAAUCCCCCACUGUGGGUAUGCGCCACAACCUCUCAGGUCAACAACAACAACAACAACAACAACAGCCCGUCCCGCGAGCAAUGGCCUCGUUCUCUCACCGAUCAGCGCAGCCGGAAUCGAUGCCGCAACUACCAGCGUUCUUACCCAGGCCUCCGGCCUGGCGGCGGCCCCCUCCUGGCAUCCUCAAGACUCCACCGGGCUUCUUCAGCCUGCCCAGAAGACACUCCGCGAAGACUCUACGGUUCCAGGUGGACGAAAGAGCCGGUAGCCCGGCGUCCGGCGUCCGCCGGCAGUCUUACGCGAUGACACAGGACCUGGCGGGGGCUGGCAGUUCGGUCAUCGCAAGUGCCAGCGGCCCACCCAAAUCCCAGAGGAGUGAGUCCUCGUCACCAACGUCGACUGAGAGCAGUUCCGACGACAAGCCGUAUCCAAGGGGCGUGAAGCGUCGCCACUCACCGUCCCCGGCCGGCGGCCGCCGUAACAGCAGCGCUUGCGAAGUUGGCAGCGCGGCUCCCUACUGGAUGCCCGAGGAGAUCCGCCAUUACUUCCUCAACUACGACAACGACGAAGACGAGAGCGGGGACGGAAAGAUCCCGGACCUCAAGAAGGGUGCCACAGCCAGCGCGUCCGCUCUACAGCGUAUCGGCCUUGAGCGUCCACCGCAGGGCGAUGGUGUGAACGCUGACAGCUGGAAGCGGUUCGCCAGGCAGCCGCACUGCGUGCUCGUCGCGCUCUGCUUUGCCGCCGUGUUCGCGCUCAUCCUGGCGGCCAUGUCGUCGGACCUGUACUCCGGCCUGAUUCAUGGUGUCAAGGGAGACAAGCGGACAACCGCGGCGGCUGGUGCCAAUGGCGCCUACAGCAGAGCUGCAGAGCAGGGAAGUGCGUCAGGCAGAGUGGAGUCGCGGUCAAAAGAAGAGCGCCAAGGCGAAAAGGCAAAGAAAGCGGAGAGAGUCGGGGCCCGCCGUGACAAACGCCGAAACGAGGGUAUGGCCCUCGAUGAGAAAACAGAUGAGAAUGAGAAAUCAAGUGGCGACCUGGUUCUGGAAGGCGGAACGGGGUGGGACCAAACAGAAACCGACGUUGACAAAAGGAAACCUGCGCGGCCGAUGGUGACGGUAGAUCCCGCAGGCACAAGGGCAAACGCUGCCGAAGCUGUGCGCGGCUUGGAGGGCGUCGAGGCCAUCACAUUCCAAAGCCGGGUAAGAAUCGUAACUUAG